Messenger RNA from Ceutorhynchus assimilis (cabbage seed weevil), 9380 nucleotides. NCBI's taxonomy places the organism in Eukaryota, Metazoa, Arthropoda, Insecta, Coleoptera, Curculionidae. The record is from the annotation of a GenBank genome assembly.
AGCGUAUGCACGUUUCGACCUGUCAGUGUGACGCGCGCGCUCUCUAUUACUCAAAAAAGUAACUUUUGUUUUUGAAAAUUUUCAAAUCAACCAAUUACCGGACAGGUUUCGAAACUAUGCCCUACUAAGCCCGCGAAAAAUAAACUUUUCUCAACGGUUGUUUUUUGGAAUUUUGAAAGUGGAUUAUUUUUUUGUUUCAACAGGAUAUAGAAAAAGUGUUUAGUGUGCCCCAUGUGGGGGAAAACUUUAACAAAAUGUGGAUUAACAACGUCAAGAAGAAGAAACUUUGGAUUAUAACUUUCGGCAUUUUCUUGACGGUUUUCGUCCAGUCCACAACAGGCUUUGUCUCUUGUUCGCCUAGUCCGUGCAAGAAUGGCGGAACCUGUAUAUCUUCGCCCUCCUUGAAAGGAGAAAGUUUUUGCAAUUGUACAUCGAAAUACGUCGGCGAAUACUGUCAGCACCUGAACCCGUGCCAUACUGGCAAAGGUCCGGGUCCCCGGUGCCAAAACGGCGGUUCGUGCCAAGUGCGUACCGGUCCCGGUGGAGUACCCGGAUUCGAGUGCCGGUGCCCUUUGGGGUUUAGUGCGUCACUAUGCGAAAUCCACGUGGCUAACAGCUGUGACUUACGACCCUGCCUUAACGGCGGUACUUGUUCGCUGAUAUCUCUGGAACGGUAUCAGUGCUCUUGUGCUCCUGGAUAUACUGGUGACCACUGCGAAAAACAAGAUCACUGCGCGUCGCAACCGUGCCGUAACGGAGCGGAGUGCGUAAGCGUUGGCGACUCGUACGCGUGCACGUGCGCGCCCGGUUUUACUGGCGCGAGCUGCAAAGAGGACAAGGACGAGUGCAAACAGAAACCGUGCAAGCACGGCAAGUGCCACAACACGCACGGCAGCUACACAUGUACCUGUAAUGAAGGCUAUACCGGUCAAAAUUGCGAAAGCGAAUAUAUACCGUGCGAUCCUAGUCCUUGUGCCAAUGGCGGACGAUGUCGAUCAGGUGAUAAGCACACCUACACUUGCGAAUGUCCUUCUGGUUUCCGAGGUCCAAAUUGCGAAGAGAACGUCGACGAUUGUCCGGGCCACCAGUGUCAGAACGGCGCCACUUGCGUCGACGGAGUCGACAGCUACACCUGUCAAUGUCCGUUGACGUACACCGGAAAAUAUUGCGAACAGGACGUGGACGAGUGCGCCCUCCGGCCGUCGGUCUGUCAGAACGGCGCCACUUGUACGAACAGCGUCGGCGGGUUUUCCUGCAUUUGCGUCAACGGCUGGAACGGACCCGACUGCAGCGCCAACAUCGACGAUUGCGCGGGCGCCGCUUGCUUUAACGGCGCCACGUGUAUCGAUCGAGUUGGUAGUUUUUACUGUAGAUGUACGCCUGGGAAAACUGGUCUUCUGUGCCAUUUGGAUGAUGCUUGUACUAGUAACCCUUGCCACGCUGACGCCAUUUGCGAUACCAGUCCAAUAAAUGGUUCCUAUACUUGUAGCUGUGCCUCUGGAUACAAAGGAGUGGAUUGUUCUGAGGAUAUAAACGAAUGCGAACAAGGUUCUCCUUGUGAACACGAUGGAAUCUGCGUUAAUACACCGGGUUCGUUUGCUUGCAAUUGCACCCAGGGUUUUACAGGACCGAGAUGCGAAACCAAUGUGAACGAGUGCGAAUCCCAUCCCUGUCACAAUGACGGGUCUUGUUUGGACGAUCCUGGUACUUUUAGAUGCGUCUGUAUGCCUGGUUUCACUGGAACCCAAUGCGAAAUCGACAUCGACGAGUGCAAAGACAAACCUUGCCUGAACGGCGGAGUAUGCCAGGACCUCAUCAACUCAUUCAAGUGCACUUGCGCAGCCGGUUUCAGCGGUUCCCGGUGCCAAAUCAACAUCGACGAUUGCGUAAACCAACCGUGCAUGAACGGCGGCACGUGCCAAGACUCGAUAGCACGGUACACGUGCGAGUGCCCGCCCGGCUACACCGGCAACUCCUGCGAGACCAACAUCAACGACUGCCAAUCUUCACCGUGCCAUCACGGAGAGUGUAUUGAUGGUGAAAAUUCGUUCACUUGCCAGUGCCAUCCUGGUUAUAUGGGUAGACUUUGUCAGUAUCAGCUUAAUGAGUGCGACUCGAAUCCUUGUCAGUAUGGAGGGAUUUGUCAGGACCUUGUUAAUGGUUAUCAGUGUCUUUGUAAGGCUGGAACAUCUGGGCACAAUUGCGAAAUUAACAUCAACGAGUGCUAUAGUAAUCCUUGUAGAAAUGGUGCUACUUGCAUUGAUGGAAUUAAUAGCUACAAUUGCGAAUGUAGACAAGGCUACACGGGUCGUCACUGCGAAAACGACAUAGACGAGUGCGCUUCAAAUCCAUGUGCCAACGGCGGCGUGUGUAUCGACCUUGUGAACGGCUUCAGAUGCGAAUGCCCUCGAGGUUACUACGACGCUCGCUGUCUCAGCGACGUGGACGAGUGCAAGAGCAAUCCGUGCAAACAUGGUGGCAGCUGCGAAGACGGUGUCAACCAAUUCAUUUGUCAUUGCUUAUUGGGAUACGGAGGCAAACAAUGCGAAAUCCAAAUAGACGAGUGCGCCUCAAACCCGUGCCAACAUGGCGGUAUCUGUCACGAUCAUUUGGCUUCCUACACGUGCGAGUGCGCUGCCGGGUAUUCAGGAAUCAAUUGCGAAAUAAACGUGGACGAUUGUGCCAUCAAUCCGUGCAAAAAUAGCGGCUCUUGUAUUGAUUUGGUUGAUGACUACAAAUGUGUUUGUGAACUACCAUACACUGGCAGACAGUGUCAAGACAGAUUAGAUCCUUGUGCACCCAAUAAGUGUCGUCAUAAUGCCAAGUGCACUCCCAGCUCCAACUACAUGGAUUUUGCUUGCACCUGCAAUUUAGGCUACACAGGACGGUUUUGCGAACAAGAUGUUGACGAGUGCGUGGUUUCCAAACCGUGCAGAAACGGGGCUACUUGUAGAAACGUCAACGGCUCUUAUCAGUGCUUGUGCGCCCGAGGUUACGAGGGAAAAGAUUGCAGCAUCAACACUGACGAUUGCGCAUCAUAUCCGUGUCAAAAUGGUGGUACUUGCCUUGACGAAAUCGGCGAGUUCACUUGUCUCUGCGUCAAUGGUUUCGAAGGCAAACAGUGCGAAGUGGACGUGGACGAAUGCUUAUCCAAUCCUUGUAGAAACGGCGCCACUUGCAACCAAUACGUGGAUUCCUAUACGUGCACUUGCCCUCUAGGAUUUUCCGGAAUCAAUUGCGAAACCAAUGACGAAGAUUGUACCGAAAGUAGCUGCAUGUACGGAGGCACUUGUAUUGAUGGCAUCAACUCUUAUACUUGUAGCUGUAAGCCCGGUUACACGGGUUCUAACUGCCAAAACCGCAUCAACUUAUGCGACAGCUUACCUUGUCGCAAUGGAGCCACUUGUCAAGACCACACCACCCAUUACACGUGCCACUGCCCGUACGGUUACACUGGCAAAGAUUGCAGCGAGUACGUGGACUGGUGCAGCACCGAUCCGUGCGAAAAUCAAGCCACAUGUCACCAAUCGAAGAACCAAUACUCUUGCGCCUGCGGCCCUGGAUGGACCGGAAAAGUGUGCGACGUUGAAAUGGUCAGUUGUCAAGACGCUGCUGCAAGAAAAAACAUCCCUUGGCAAUUAUUAUGCAAUAACGGUACUUGUGAGACUAUUGGCAACUCGCACAGGUGCCACUGCAAGGACGGCUAUACAGGCUCCUACUGUCAAAAAGAUAUCAACGAAUGUGAAACGGCUCCUUGUCAAAAUGGCGGUCUUUGUCGAGAUCAUGUAGGCUCUUACGUUUGCGAGUGCCGUAAAGGUUUUCAAGGGCAAAAUUGCGAACUCAAUGUGGACGAUUGCUACCCGAACCCUUGCCAAAAUGGCGGCACCUGUCACGAUUUAAUCAACAAUUUCCAGUGCUCGUGUCCUUCAGGCACCUUAGGAUUGCUUUGCGAAAUCAACCAAGACGACUGCACACUAGACUCUUGCCACAAUAACGGUACUUGCCUAGAUAGAGUGGGCAGUUUUGAGUGCAAAUGUCCUCCCGGCUUUGUGGGUCCUCGAUGUGAAGGAGACAUAAACGAGUGUUUGUCAAAUCCGUGCUCUAACCCAGGUACUUUGGACUGUGUUCAAUUGGUCAACGAUUAUCAUUGCAAUUGCAAGGCAGGCUUUAUGGGUAGACACUGUGAAAGAAAAGUAAACUUUUGUGCAGCUUCUCCAUGUCAAAAUGGUGGCGUUUGCACUACAAUACACACAGGCCAUAAGUGCACCUGUCAAGAAGGCUAUUAUGGCAAAAAUUGCGAAUUUAGCGGCUACGAUUGCGACUCUGAUCCUUGUCAAAAUGGAGGUAUUUGUCGCAUAUCAGACUCUGAAGGUUACAUAUGUGAUUGUCCUCCAGGAACUACAGGAGUUAAUUGCGAAAUUGAUUCAAUGAAUGAGUGCAACAGUAAUCCUUGUCAACAUCCAGAUGCCACUUGUCAAGACAAAUUCAGCGAUUACGCCUGUUACUGUCCGCCAAAACAUACAGGCAAAAAUUGCGAAGUCUACGACAGAAACUUUAUAGGAGGUUUGGGCAGGCCAAUGAAAACCAAAGAAAUUUUUAAUACUUUUUACGAAAAGGAUUUGGAAAGACAACGGCAACAAUGUAUUGCUAAUAAGUGCCCUAUGAAGCGUGGAAACAGACAUUGCGAUGAAGAAUGCAACAUUUACGCAUGCGAUUUUGACGGAAACGAUUGUUCUUUAGGUAUAAAUCCUUGGGCCAACUGUACAGCUCCCAUUAAAUGCUGGGAACAUUUUGGAGAUGGCAUUUGCAAUGAGGAAUGCAACACCCCACAAUGCCUAUUUGACGGAAGGGAUUGCGAAAAGAAGCUGCAACCUUGUAACCCUAUAUAUGAUGCUUACUGUCAAAAACACUAUGCCAACGGCCAUUGCGACUAUGGUUGUAAUAAUGCCGAAUGCAACUGGGACGGUUUAGAUUGCGAAGAACAACGGCCUCCUGAAAUUGCAGAAGGUGUCAUUAGUAUGGUGGUUUUAAUGGAUAAACAAGCCUUCAAAAAGAAUCUUAUAGCGUUUCUUAGGGACACUUCGCAUCAAUUACGCACUACAGUUAGAGUCAAGAAGGACCAUUUGGGCAAAGACAUGAUAUAUUCUUGGUCGGGAAACACUAAUGCUAAGGCCCAAUUGGACGAUGACUAUUACAAAAGAAAUAGGGUAGCUUUUUCAGAAACUGUUCAGUCUGGGGUGAAGGUUUAUUUGGAAAUUGACAACAGAAAAUGUACCGAGUAUUCUGAUAGUGGAGAGUAUUGUUUCCAAACUGCCAGUGCUGCAGCUGAAUUUUUAGCAGCAAAAGCCUCAAAACACUCCUUAUCUCAGAGCUUCCCAAUAUAUCAAAUAAAUGGUUCUUCAGAUGAUGAUGACAUAACACAGCCAACCAACAUCAAAUAUGUUGUCAUGGGUAUUCUAUUGGUCAUCUGCAUGGCUGGAGUGAUAUUUAUAGUAGUGCAAACUCAACGAAAACGCGCCGCAGGCAUUACGUGGUUCCCAGAAGGAUUUUUACGAACAAACUCGGGCACUAGACGCCGCAGGCGAGGCCCAGAAGGACAAGAAUUGAGAAACCUCAGUAAAAACCUUCCGAUUCCUGGCAUGGAGCUGGACUCGCAACACGGUCACGUGUCUCAAUAUUCUGACGACGAUAGCUAUCCAAAUUAUCCUUUGCCUGCUAAAAGAGGUCGCGUCGAAGCUGGUUAUGCUAGCGAUCACACUGCAAUCACUGAAUAUGAAGAAGCCGAGCCUAGAUGGACACAAACCCAUUUGGAAGCUGCCGAUAUAAGACCUAGUGCCAUGUUAACACCGCCUCAAGGUGAAAAUAAUCACGAUAUAAAUGCUAGAGGGCCUUGUGGCAUGACUCCUAUUAUGGUAGCGGCUGUUAGAGGUUUAGGGAUGGACACUGGAGAAGAUGACGAAGACGACGGUUCUGGAGCGGUUAUACAAGACUUGGUAGCACACGGGGCCGACUUACACGCAACCAUGGACAAAACUGGAGAAACUUCUUUGCAUUUAGCUGCUAGAUAUGCUCGAGCAGAUGCAGCCAAGAGAUUAUUAGACGCAGGAGCAGAUGCUAAUGCUCAAGAUAACACCGGAAGGACACCACUGCACGCAGCCGUAGCUGCUGAUGCACUAGGAGUUUUCCAAAUACUACUGCGAAAUAGGGCCACCAACUUGAAUGCUAGAAUGCACGAAGGUACUACUCCACUGAUUUUAGCAGCUCGAUUGGCUAUUGAAGGUAUGGUUCAGGAUUUGAUUAGUGCCGAAGCAGAUAUCAAUGCCGCUGAUAAUUCUGGCAAAACUGCUCUGCACUGGGCCGCUGCAGUGAAUAACGUCGAGGCUGUUAAUAUAUUGUUGUCGCACGGUGCCAAUAGGGACGCGCAGGACGAUAAAGAUGAAACCCCGUUGUUUUUGGCUGCUAGAGAAGGUUCCUACCACACAUGUAAAGCCUUACUAGAAGCCUACGCCAACAGAGACAUAACAGAUCACAUGGAACGAUUACCAAGAGACAUCGCCUGCGAAAGGCUCCAUCACGACAUUGUCAGAUUACUUGACGAACAUGUACCAAGAAGUCCACAAAUGGUCAACGUAGUUUCCAACAGUCAAAUGCUAAGUCACAUGCUGCAACAACCCACCGUGAUAGUACCGAAAAGGCAAAAAUCAAAGAGGCCAAGCAAAAAUGCCGGACCUACUAGCCCUGAUGAUGGUACUGAUGGUAAUCAUAAUGGAGGAAGCAUCAGACGGAAGGCCAGCGUUAAAAGAUCAAAUAACAAUAAUAACAAUAAUAAAAAAGUUCAAGCUCAAACUCAAGUGAGUGAAGCACCUCCACAAAGUACAGACUCCUUAGGGUCAUCGAUGAGCCCUGUCGAAUCUCCAAUGACCAAUUUGCCUAGUCCCUAUGACACUACAACGUUAUACUCAAAUAUGGGGCUUUCAGCGCAAGGACUUGAAUCCCUAAUGGCCAAUAAGCAACCUCCAAGCUACGAAGACGUUGUAAAAAACACUUUACAAUUUGGGAUCGACAACUAUGGCGCGUUCAAUAUUUUUCAACAGGACGCCUUGAUGAUGCAACAGAGGCAAUUGCAGAAUACCCUGAGUCCGCCCUAUUCGAACCAGAGCCCGCCCCAUUCGGUUCAGAGUAACAUGUCUUUGUCACCGCAAGGUUAUAACGGUUCGCCAUCUCCGGCCAAAAACCGUCCCUCGUUGCCCACCAGUCCCACUCACAUUGCCGCCAUGAGAGCGGCGACUCAACAAAAACACGGCGGAGUGCCCCAAACCCAAAACCUACCGAUGGGGUUCGAUUUUAGCCAGACGGGCCUCGAAAUGCCACUCGCCUAUAUUGGUCAGGCUACACAGGCUUUGGGACAGGCUCAGACGCAGAUACAAGCUCAGAAUCAACAACAAGCGUUUGCUCAACCAAAUUACUAUAUGACUCCGCCAUCUCAGCACAGCGACCACUUGCUACCCGAUAACUUUCCGACGCCGUCACCGGAAAGUCCCGGUCACUGGUCGUCCAGUUCGCCGAGAUCCUGCAAUUCCGAUUGGUCGGAAAACGUGGCCAGUCCGAAUACGGGCACUUACAUGGCACCGUCCACGAUCGGCGGACAUCAGACCAACAAAGGUUCCGAUGCCAUCUACAUUUGAUGAAAAGUGUUAAGUUGGACGUUUUUUUUUUUUUUUAGUUUUUAUUGGGGUGGCAAAAUGUUGUUGGACAGUUUUUUUUAUAUGAUAUAAAUAGUGUUUUAGAAGAAUUAUAUUUAAAUAUGUGAUGUGAUUAAAGCAAAUUUUGUUGAAAAUGUUAUUUAAGAAGUGACUCUAUUAUCUUAAAUGGCGCGUUUAUUUCAAUAAUGGUCUCAUUUUUUUUUUUUAAAUUUUGUAAUUAUAUUUAUACGGAAAAAAAAUCAUGACAAAACUUAAGACUAAUUUUUCAAGUGAAAAGCAAAUAUGUAUGAAGUAAUAAGAAUGUGCCUUUUCGUAACAAUCGUAAGAAAAUUAAGAUAAAGAUGAUACUUUAAUUGUUUAGAUAUUUUUUGUACAUAAAUUAGGUUAAUUUAUUUUUAUAAGACUAUACAUAGUUUUGAAGAAAAACCACCCUCAAUGUAUUUUUUCUUGGAAGAAUUUUUUUAAUUUUGGCUUUUAUGCAAAUUUCAAAAUUUCCUUUUAUUACAACACAACAGAGAUAAAUUAUUGGUGGUUUGAUUUCAAAAACGCAAAAGGGAGAAAAUUCAAUAAUUCAUUUAUUUUAAAAGCAUUUCACUAAGACCCGGUUUAUUUAUUUUCAGAUAAACUUGCGGGUAACAAUAUCUGCAAGAUAAAUUUACCGUUUUAUAAAUCUAAAUGUAAUUUGCUAUUUUCUUUAGGAGCAGAAAUAUUUAUAAUAAGACUCGAUUACAUUUAAAUAAAUUAUACCAGCCACAAAGAAAAACAAUAUGGCUAUUUCAAAAUCAACUGAUCACCACCAGCAGAACAUGGACUGACUCAUCCUUUUCUUGCUGAUAACACCCAACCCUAUUCGUCAUCCGUCUUUUAUUUUUUACAUAAGAUUCUCAUAAAUGAAUUAUCAAAAUUCUUCCUUUUGGCCCUUUAUUUCUUAAUUAUUGUAAAAACAAUGACAUAUUGAUCAAAUCAAAUAUUUUUCUACUAAUAAUUUUUUCAAUAAAGAACAAUUAAUUAGUACUUGAGUUUAGUAGCAACGUCUGUGAUGCGAAUUUCUAACAGCUUAAUACAAAAUACAGUGGGAUUUUUUGAGGCUUUAAUUAAUUUUUUUCAAAAAAUCGCAAUCCAUAUAAACGCACAUUCCAGCAUUUAAUUUUUUUUUUUUUUUUUGAGGAAUCAUUUUGUCUUUCAUUUUUUUUUUGUUUAUACUUUAUUGAUUUAGAAAAAAAUCGCAUAUUAUAUAUUUUUUUUAUAGGUACUAUAUUGUAGAUAAAAUCGAUUUUUUUUUGUAGAAAAAAUCCAAUUGAUGUAAGCUCUGUUCCGACCGACAUGAGAACCGUUCUAGAACGGUAAUUUUCAGUCAACGUUCAACUUAUUGAAAAAUAGGUGGGCAACUGGAAAUUACUGGUUCUGGAACGAUUCUUAUGUCAGUUGAAACAGAGCUGUAUUCUCACAAUUUGGUGCUUGGUAGAAGACAUCAAUUGAUUUUUUUUCAAUUGAAUAAUGUCCUAUUUUUGUAUAAAGUACUGAUUAGAGUCUAUAGUUAGUUUUUAAUUAGGUUUCUCGUUGACGGUUAAAACCCCUAGAGGGGUUUCGCCCACCUUUUUUUUAAUAUUAGUCAAAACAAAUAAAUAAACGAUGCUUUGUACUAUAUUAUUUUAAAUAAAGACAUUUUUAUAGUAA